This is a messenger RNA of Microplitis demolitor, 859 nucleotides long. It is a transcript of the gene EMRE, whose product is annotated as essential MCU regulator, mitochondrial. NCBI's taxonomy places the organism in Eukaryota, Metazoa, Arthropoda, Insecta, Hymenoptera, Braconidae. The record is from RefSeq and is a predicted model, not a curated record. Gene Ontology annotation, biological process: calcium import into the mitochondrion; mitochondrial calcium ion homeostasis. The coding region runs from base 260 to 529 and encodes 89 amino acids. Gene Ontology annotation, cellular component: mitochondrial inner membrane; uniplex complex. The transcript has 3 exons.
AAGUUGAUAUAUAUCCGUUCAUACAUUUGCGUUUUAUAAAUUCGCGUGAAGAUAACGGUAUACAUCAAUAUACAUUCACACGAGCUGCGUCCUAAAAUAAAUUUAUAAAAUUUCAGUGAAAAAAAAAAAAACUUGUUUUAAAUCAUUGUUUCAACCUGACAGCUACUUUUGUUUUUUGAAUUUUUCUGCUGUUUUUAUUAUAACAAUGAGCAGUGAAUAAAAAAAUAAAAUCUAUAAUAGACACUUUAGUUUUUAAAAAAUGUCGCUCUUGAGUUUACGCAGACUUUUCAAAAAAAUAAACGAUUUAAAAGCAAUAAAUAUGCAGCAGCACAAACAGAACAGUUUUAUAACAACGAGAUCUGGAGCUAUUCUUCCUGAACCCAAAACCCAACCACUUGGACUAGUCGCAGUGGUUGCUGGAGUAUCUUUGGGUCUUCUUAUUGGAGCGACAAUUAGCAAAAACAUUGCAAACUUCCUAGAAGAAAACGAUUUAUUCGUUCCAUCAGAUGAUGACGGCGAUGAUGAUUAAUUAAUUACCUUAGCGAUCAAUAAAAGCUGUAAUUACAGGUACCAACGAUCAAGAUGUAAUGCUAGAAUUUAUAAAUAUAUUAUACUUUUAUCAUUGGGAUGGUACAUAAGAUCUUUGCUACUUGAAGAAAAAGUACUUGCUAUAUGCUUGCUCAGUACUUUUUAUAGACUUGGCUUAUUCCGGCUAUUAUUUCAAAUCUCUAAAAUGUAUUUACUAAUUAUAAUGUUAAACAAACUAAUUAUUAUAUUUAUUCUUUAUUUUUGCUAAUCAUUAUAUCAACUGUGUAAUUAAUUCUGUCAAUAAAAAACAAAUGUUUAUCAAAAAUUCGUG